AUGGCAAGCAGCAACUCCCACGCCAAUGACCGCAGCAACCUCACCAGCCGCGUCCUCCCAGAAAUGACCCUCUCGCCAGGCCGCGACGCCGCCCUCGACGCCCGCAUCGACUCUCUCCACCCCGCGGCCCGCGACUCGGUCGCCGGCCGCUUCAGCAUCGUCGGCAACGCCAUCGUCACGGGCGGCACCGGGGCCAUUGGCACCGUCGUGUCGAGGGCGAUGCUCCAGCACGGCCUGUCCGGGCUGAUGCUGUUCGAUCUCAACGUGGGCGCAUCGCGGGAUGCUGUGCAGGCGCUGCGGCGGGAAUUCCCCGCGGCGAAAAUCACGGCUCUGGAGGUGGAUGUCACAGACGAAGAGGCUGUUGCCGCAGCUGUUGCGGAGACAGUCCAGCUACUAGGCUCGGUGGACAUGUUGGUGUGUCUUGCAGGCAUCGUGGGAUGCGCUCACGCACUGGACAUGCCCAUCAGCCAGUGGCGCAAGAUCCUCGACAUCAACACCACGGGGGCUUUCAUCUGCGCACAGGCCGCAGCACGACAAAUGGUCGCUCAGGGCAAUGGCGGACGCAUCAUCUUCACAGCAUCGAUAUCAGCGCACAGAGUCAACUUUCCCCAGCCGCAGGUUGCGUACAACGUGAGUAAAGGGGCGCUACUAAUGCUCAAGAAUUCGCUGGCGGCGGAGUGGGCAAAGUACGGCAUCACGGUGAACAGCAUCAGUCCAGGGUACAUGGACACGGUGCUGAAUGAGGGCGAAGGGUUGGCUGCGGCGAGGAAGAUUUGGAGCGAGAGGAAUCCGGCGGGGAGGAUGGGAGUGCCGGAGGAGUUGGCUGGGGUGGUGGUGAUGAUGCUGAGCAGGGCUGGGAGUUAUAUGAAUGGGGCGGAUGUUGUUGUGGAUGGAGGAGGACAUGUGUUUUGA
This is a messenger RNA of Trichoderma gamsii, 912 nucleotides long. RefSeq names its product short chain dehydrogenase. The transcript has a single exon. Gene Ontology annotation, molecular function: oxidoreductase activity, acting on the CH-OH group of donors, NAD or NADP as acceptor. The record is from RefSeq and is a predicted model, not a curated record. Bases 1 to 912 code for a protein of 303 amino acids. Lineage: Eukaryota; Fungi; Ascomycota; Sordariomycetes; Hypocreales; Hypocreaceae.